Messenger RNA from Kuraishia capsulata CBS 1993, 1005 nucleotides. RefSeq lists its product as uncharacterized. NCBI's taxonomy places the organism in Eukaryota, Fungi, Ascomycota, Pichiomycetes, Pichiales, Pichiaceae. The record is from RefSeq and is a predicted model, not a curated record. Gene Ontology annotation, molecular function: phosphatidate phosphatase activity. Gene Ontology annotation, biological process: phospholipid metabolic process. Bases 1 to 1005 code for a protein of 334 amino acids. The transcript has a single exon.
AUGAUCACCGUGGCAAUCACUUACGGAGUAUCAACAACCCCACGCUUCCAGGAGUUUUAUGCAAUGGAUCCAAGCCUAUGGCACUUCUAUUACCCAGAAGCCGCCACUGCAACGCCGAUAUGGCUUCUUAUGGUUCUCGCCUUUGUUGCUCCAUUAGCUGCAAUGGCGGCUGUCGAAGCUGCAGCAAUCCAGGACAAGGUGCUGAGAAGAAUAUGGGACUAUUUUGCUGCGGUGACAGCUCUCACAUGUGCAACUGCAAUACAACUGAUUCUUGUUGUAACCCUGAAGAACCUGGUCGGAAAACCCAGACCUGAUGCUAUCCAUAGAUGUCUUCCGUCUAGUUUCACAGCACCGAUAGGACAACUUUCAACUGUGGAAAUUUGCACCUCGCCAUACCGCACCCUGGUAGCUGAGGGGUUCCGAUCGUUCCCCAGUGGACAUGCCUCAACGAUCUUCGCCAGUGCUACCGUUCAAGCUCUUUUCACCAUGGGAAGAGUGAGACUAUUCGAUGGGCGAGGCAUCUUUCUCAAACUCGUCCAAACAGGAUAUCCAUUUCUAAUAGCCACUUCAGUUUCUGCAGCACGAGUCACUGACAAUAGACAUUUUCUAUGGGAUGUGAUUGCUGGCACGUUUCUUGGAAUUGCGGCUGGUGUCAUUGCAUUUUUGCUCUAUUUCCCCCCACCAUAUCCCUAUAUUAAGAACCAUGGCAAAGCUUACCUUCCGCGAAGAUUCUGCGCAAGCAAAUACCAGAGAAAUUUUGAUGGCUUCUGGCAUUUUGAGGACAUGUUUCCCGAGACAACCGCAACCGCAACUGAACUUCAGGAUAGAUCAAGUGCAAACUUUGUGGUUCCCAACCCUACGCUCAAAACAAUGGCUGUUUCGAGAGGAGGGUCGUUUGCAACCGUGGGUGAACCUUCAAAUGCGACUAGAAGCAGAUCCGCAUUCAGCCCGCAAGCGAGCAACCACGGUGGUUCUACAUCAUCCGCAACAGCACCGCUUCAGUAA